Molecule: messenger RNA, 345 nt
Organism: Leptosia nina
Lineage: Eukaryota; Metazoa; Arthropoda; Insecta; Lepidoptera; Pieridae
Source: the annotation of a GenBank genome assembly
AUGUCCUAUUUUAAAGAUUUAUUAAGGAUCUUAGCUAUAGUGUUAUUCGCAAUUACAGGAAUACUUGGAGUCGAUGACAAUCUUCUCUUCACUGUGACAAGAGCGCCGAGGUACUUCGGAAUUCUCCAGGAUCACAGGGGGCAGCCUCUGUCCGUAGAAAUAUCGGAAGAGUACAUGGACCAGGACUACAUUGCCACUAACAGGAAGAGACACAAAAUUGAUUGGCACAAAAACCCGUUGGAUAUGGACGACUUCGAUGAUGACGAAACGGAAGAAAUAUUCGACGAUAAGGACAAAGAUGUAAAAUUACCAAACAAAUUUAAUUUACAAGCUGGACCAGUAUAG